Messenger RNA from Caenorhabditis angaria, 625 nucleotides. The record is from the annotation of a GenBank genome assembly. NCBI's taxonomy places the organism in Eukaryota, Metazoa, Nematoda, Chromadorea, Rhabditida, Rhabditidae.
AUGAGCCAAGAAGCUAAACUGUAUGAAAUAACUGAUGGAUUGAACAGUCUUUCGAAUAAACUAGAUCAAGUCAAUAAAAAAUAUGAUCAGAUUUUGAUCAUAGAUACGGUAACUUGAUGCAACCUUUUCCUAUCGAAAAUUGAAAUUUCUCUAGAUCUUCAUGGGUGCUCUUAUCAUGAUUGUCUUUUUUACACUCCUCAAUUUGAUUUUAUUGAUUUGCACCUGUUCGAGUUCCGAUGAAAAAGAGAAAGAGGAGAAGAAGAAGCAAGAAGCUUCUCAAACUCAAGAAUCGCAGAAGUCUCAAGCUAGUAAAUCACCAAUGACUAUUUUCAUCGAACCAGCUUGCUCGAAACCAAAUGUUUCUGUGAAUACUCAAGUCUUGCUCAGAGAAUCUACUCUGAUGAAGGGAAAAUCGGCAGCGAAGAAGAAAAAUGAGAAGAUAUCAGAUUCAGAUUUGAAGACUGCUCGAAGUGAUUCAGAAAAAAGUGAGAAUAAAUCGAAAACGAGCAAUUCGAUGACGUCAUUUACAGUUCCGGAAAAUGGAAAUAGUUUGAAAGAGUCAUCGAAAAAAUCUAUUGAAGUCUACGUGCCAGUUUUGACUAUCAAAGAUGAUAUUAAGAAUUGA